UUCCUGGUUUGAAUCGAGUCGAGUGCGCGUUCUCGACGAGCACUUCCGGUCCUGUUUCCUGUGUUUGUAAAUUGUAGCUCGCGCUAGCUGAUGUGGACGAAGAUAAAGAUCCAGUUGUUGUUUUUUUUUUUUACCCACAUACCAAAAGACCUGAAGGACGAAAACUGGUGCCAGAUGAUAGCAGUGGGCGUGUCCUAUUGUCUAGUGCAUCAUCCUGAGUGACAGCUUCUUGUCCCUCCCUUUGUCCCUGUUUUCUUCAGUGAUGUCACACAUACCAACCACCUCGGUCCGUGACCAUAUGAAAUGGGCGGGGCUGCUCGGCUGUGAAGCUGUCCUCUCCAGCAUGGCUCUGAUGCAGGCCAGCACCAUUUCUGCUCCAAAGAAGAUGAUGACAUCACUGGCCCCACCCCCUGUUCCAGGUUCUACUCAGAGAGACCCGCAGGGACACAUGGGAUUAACGGCAGCCAUGACCUGCCCUCCUCUGCUUGUUCGUAAAGAAGGCGACUUUCACGCCCCCCGCCUUUUGGAUGAGAAGGAAAUGAGACCAAACGAGGACUUGCAGCUUAAGAAGAAGCACAGGAAGUCAGGAACGCCCUGUAAAGUCCGAGAGCAGGAGGGGAAAGGAGGGAAGGCUGUUGUAGUGGACGAGAACGGGAACUGUUCUCUUUCCAAAGUGCAGAAGAACUUCAUCUGCGAUCACUGCUACGGAGCCUUCAGAAGCGGCUAUCAUUUGAAACGCCACAUUCUCAUUCACACCGGUGAAAAGCCAUUUGCUUGUGCCAUAUGUGACAUGAGGUUUAUUCAGCGUUAUCAUUUGGAGAGACACAGCCUCACUCACACUGGGGUGAAACCGUAUGCGUGCACCAUGUGUGACAUGCGAUUUUUCCAACGUUACCACCUUCAGAGACACAGCCUCAUACAUACGGGGGUGAAGCCCUACGCUUGCUCCAUGUGCGACAGGCGUUUUUUCCAACGCUACCACCUGCAGAGACACAGCCUCACUCAUACGGGGGUGAAGCCGUACGCUUGCUCCAUGUGUGACAUGAAGUUUUUUCAGCGUUACCACCUGCAGAGACACAGCCUAACCCAUACGGGGGUGAAGCCGUACGCUUGCUCCAUGUGUGACAUGAAGUUUUUUCAGCGUUACCACCUGCAGAGACACAGCCUAACCCAUACGGGGGUGAAGCCAUAUGCUUGCUCCAUGUGCCAUAUGAGGUUUUUUCAGCGUUGUCACCUUCAACGACACACCCUCACCCACACGGGGGUGAAGCCAUUUGCUUGCACCAUGUGUGAUAUGAGGUUUUUUCAACGCUACCACCUCCAGAGACACAGCAUCACCCAUACGGGAGUGAAGCCUUACGCUUGUUCCAUGUGUGACAUGCGUUUUUUCCACCGUUACCAUCUGCAGAGACACAGCCUCACUCACACGGGGGUGAAGCCCUAUGCUUGUAACAUGUGCGACAUGCGUUUUUUCCAACGCUACCACCUCCAGAGACACAGCCUGACCCAUACGGGGGUGAAGCCGUACGCUUGCUCGAUGUGCGACAUGAGGUUUUUUCAACGUUACCACCUCCAGAGACACAGCCUCACUCAUACGGGGGUGAAGCCGUACGCUUGCUCCAUGUGUGACAUGAGAUUUUUCCAGCGUUACCACUUGGAAAGACACAGCCUCACUCACACGGGUGAGAAGCCAUUUGCCUGUGACAUGUGUGACAUGCGCUUCAUCCAGAGAUAUCACCUGGAGAGACACAAGCGUGUACACAGUGGAGAGAAACCGUAUCAGUGUGAACGAUGCCAACAGAAUUUCUCGAGAACAGAUCGGCUGCUCAGGCACCGACGUUUGUGCCAGGGAAAGGGUGUGGCUAAAGUGGAGGCCACACCCUGCUGCGAGCCGCGCCCCUUUUCUCAAGACCCUCUCCCGGCUCCGCCUCCAGCUCCGCCCAACACCUGGAGUCGACUCGCAGUCUGACAUUCUCUCAUAACGACCAGCACAGAAACGAAAAAAACGACGAACACACUCCUGGCUCUCUGACUGCCGACUCGCUCGGCAAUUCAACAAGACAGAUUCUUCCAGAAAGAGAAAAGGAUGAAAAGCUUCUUUACUUUGUUUGUGCUAACGAUUACUUUAAAAGAGGGACCUGUUCUGGAUUUCUUUUAAUACAUUUAAAUGAUUUAUUCUCUUAUUUUUUUCUUUUCUUUUAUUCUUUUUUUUUUUAUUUUUGUCAGUUUGUGGCUGAAGACAAGACAAGAGCUCACUAGAUAACUGGGUGAGAGAUGAACAGCAUUUCUCUAAUCUUUCUGCUGUUCUAGUUCGUCACAGUUGGUCAGGGAGCGAACAGAUUAAAGUUUUGACGCAAGAUGUUUCGUGCAACAUGAGCUGUGUGUCGGCUGCAGCUUUACACAGCUGAGGUUUUUCUGGAACUCUCCAGACUUCAUAUUGUUAUUCGUCCUCCGAUUUAGCCGCUCACCGUGUGUGUGUGUAAAUAAGCGUGUUAAGUGAGUUUUUUUUAAUUAUUAUUAUUGUAACACUUCACGUACACACUUGCAUUACUGCUACAUAACGUUCCAGCUAGUGAACUCUAAAUGGUGAUCGAAUUUAAGUUUCUUUGCUUUUCAAACCUAGUCCACCGAUCCUGAUCCUGUGGCCAGGGAGUGUUGUAACCAGCAGCGGCUGCACUUCUUUCAAUCAGAUCACCACUUAAAGAUGAACAUAAACUUCAUGUUUUUUUUUUUUUUUUUUAAACAACAGCUUUGUUCUUGAUGCUACUUAAAGGGAGGUUUGUUCUGUUUCAUUCCUCCCAAAAAAAAAAGUUUCCACUUCAACUUUUUUUUAAGCAAUAAUACUAAUAACAUCCAAAAACCCUUAUCAACGAGUUGAGCUGUUGCCAUGGCGAUGCGAUGACGUCAGUUUUGGUCCUGUGUCUCUUCAGCUCUGGAGCGAAGCUGAUCUCAGGCUCUUAGGCAGAUGAUGUGAAGAUGAAACAGUCAAGACUCUUUCUCCAAACGAACAAAUUCCUUCAGUAUGAAACAGAAGCUACGUGUUUAAAGACCUCGAGCGACAUUUUAGCGAGACGUUUACGCUCCCUGGCCUUUUGUGAGAUCUUCCCCCUCAUCACUAUAACUUUAUUGCUUAAUGGAUAUCGUGCUGACAGACUUUUCCGUAACAUCGGUGACUCCAGGGGACUACACAUCCCAUCAUGCAUCUCUUCACAGACUGCCAGCCUUCUGCCAGAAUUGGACAUGUUAAUGUAGAGAGACUUCCUGUAAAUGAAGCUGACAGACUGAAGGUUCAUCACGUUACUCUUGUUCAGAAAUUAUUUACAGCUUUGUAUCUUGUUUUACUUGCAGUUUGUACCUUGUUUCUGUUUAGUUUUUGUCCUGUUUUGUGUACGUGUUGGUGGAUAUUAACACACCGAUGACACUGAUGUACUUUCUGAGGAGAUCUGGCAACCCGCUGCCAAACGAGAGAGAGGAUAAUGGCGAAAAAAAAAAAUAACGCUAAAAUACUUUGCAGCGUCCACGAUGACGAUCCUGUGUUCAAUAUUGUGAUGUUUGGUGUCACUGAUGAUCGGCACAUUCCUGCUAACGCCACAAACCGCUUCCUUCUCUCACCGAGUAUAUUUCAUUUAUCUUCUUCGAAUAUAUCAAAUAACGGACUACAACAGUUUUAGUUCUGUAGCAAUAUGCUGUGUAUUUUUUAAUAUUUUUUAUUUCUAAUAUAAAUUUAAAACACUGGAGUGAAAAAAAAGAACUAGACUUAUUUUUUCCCCCCUUUUGGUUUUCUUGCUUUUUUCCCCCUGAUAUUAAAGAUAGCGUGUAGUUGUUUAGUCGGUUCUGUCUCUUCAGAACCAGACAAUUUCCUCCUGCUGCCUCCGUAACGUUCAUGUUGAGGUUUAACGAAGUGCGAGACGUUUUGCAGCUCGCCGCUUUAGUGAAUUCUGUUUAGAGUAUUAGACAAGAAAAGAAACUGCACCAGUCGUAGCUAACAGUAGUUCUGUUCUCUUGCAUGCCCUGGCAGUUCUCACUGUAAAAAAAAUUACAAAUAAAAAAUACAAACACGUUGAUUUUUGUUCUUUAAACAAAAGACAUGUAUUGAUGAUUAAUGUUAAAUGAAUCCAGACCACCUCGUUAUCUGACUUUGUUGUGUGCAGUGAGCAGAGGGGCUUCAGUUACACCUGUGUGUGUGUGUGCGUGUGAGAGAGUGUGCGUGUGAGAGAGUGUGCGUGUGAGAGAGUGUGCGCGCGCGUGUGUGAGAGAGUGCGUGUGAGAGAGGGUGCGUGCGUGAGAGUGCGUGUGAGAGAGGGUGCGUAAGUGUGUGUGUGAGAGAGUGUGCGUGUGUGUGAGAUAUUUUACAUUAGUUGGUCUAUUGCACUUCUGUUUAUAAAUAUACACACUGUUAUUCUUGUGUUUGAGUAGAUUUAAAAAGAAAUUGAUCUUUUAUCAUAUUUUUCUCAAAUCUCUUAGUAAGUAACACUAAAAAAAAACCUUGUGUACAUUUUGGUUCUUUUUUUUUUCCUGUGAGAAUAAACACAUUAAAUGGGUUAGUGUUUUGGGUUGCUAUGACUACAACAGCAUAAUAAUAAUAGAAUAUUUUCUUUUUCUGUUAUUAUUAUUUAACUCGCGUUAUUAAGAGUACAGUAGGUCCACAAUGCAGUUAAAUGAUUGCAUUCUUCAUAUUUACUGAAAAUAAAAUCGUUUCAUUUCUUCAUUUGUUUAGGAUGCUACUCACCACGGGAGGGCGCUCUUCUCUUUCUCAGACACGCGUCUGCUUUCAAACAAAACCUCAAGGCCUGAGAGGUUUAGGGGCCCAAAGGUCACACAGCCAAGCAGCUAAUACAAAAAUAGCGGAAAUCGACGACUAGUGUUAAUAAUAUCUUUUUCUGGCCAUGAAAAAAGUUUGAUUAUUAGAAAUGCUUUGUUUUUUUCACAGUUCAAUUUUUGGCAUUAAAACAUUUUUUUGUUAUUAUUAUUAUGAUUAUUAUUAUUAUGUUCUGACUUGUUCUGGUUAUCUGACAGCUUCUUUUCCUCAACUCCACAUUUUAAACUGCUUUUUUUUUCUCUUAUAAUAAACCACAUUAUAGAGAUUCUGUAUAAAAAUGUAAAUUCUAGUAGUCGACGUGUUCCAUACGAAACACUAAACUUUGUGUCUAAAGGUGUGUAUAAUUAUACGUGUAUUAUUACUGUUCUAUAUAAAGUCCGAAGUUAGAGACACAAAGCAGCCAUGUGUCUGUUCUCACACACACACACACACACACACCCUGGUGCUGGACUGUGGGGCAGCCCUAGUGUAAUGAACUGAUGUAAAUUAAAGCUGCUGUAAAAGUCAGUUGUAAACUGCUACAGGAACCAAUAAUAAAUGAUGAACAGCCUCAUUAUAAUAAAAAAAGUCCUGCUGCAGUGAGAGGAACAAAAUGUGGAAAAGUGAAGUAUGUUAAUGACUUUGAAAAUACAGUACAAAGAUAAAAUACAAAAA
This is a messenger RNA of Tachysurus vachellii, 5473 nucleotides long. RefSeq names its product zinc finger protein 740a (gene znf740a). Gene Ontology annotation, biological process: regulation of transcription by RNA polymerase II. Gene Ontology annotation, cellular component: nucleus. The record is from RefSeq and is a predicted model, not a curated record. The transcript is spliced from 18 exons. Lineage: Eukaryota; Metazoa; Chordata; Actinopteri; Siluriformes; Bagridae. Bases 263 to 1969 code for a protein of 568 amino acids. Gene Ontology annotation, molecular function: RNA polymerase II cis-regulatory region sequence-specific DNA binding; DNA-binding transcription factor activity, RNA polymerase II-specific.